AAGGGGGAAAUAAAGGCCUAGUAGGAAAGUGAUAUCUUUUUCUUCCCACAAAGAUUUCUCUGGCAGUUUCUCGGAUUCGCGAUCAAGAUCUCUUCGUUUUCAUUUGGGAAGAAUUGGCUUCUGGAGACAAGUUUUUGGAUUAACACCUGUUUCAUAAGCUUUUAAUCGACAUGUCAAGUGGACCGGUGAGAAGGGUAUCGCGUCAAGAUAUACAGUUGGUCCAAAACCUUAUAGAACGAUGUCUCCAACUGUACAUGAACCAGAAAGAAGUCGUUGACACUCUACUGGAGCAGGCUAAGAUAGAGCCUGGUUUUACAGAACUAGUUUGGCAGAAGCUUGAAGAAGAGAAUCGGGAUUUUUUCAAGGCUUAUUAUCUUAGGCUGACGGUGAAGCACCAGAUAAUGGAAUUCAACAAGCUGCUUGAGCAGCAGGUGCAGCUCAUGCGUCAGCUUCAUCCAACUGGAGUUGCUCCUGUUCAAACUACAAAUGGUUCUUACAUUCAAUCAGUGAACCAAAAGCACGUAAGCUAUGCAUCAGAGCACGUGGAUCAAUCGAUGAAGUCAGAAAAUGCGCGAAAUCCAAUGGCUUCUGGUCUGACCAAUGCAUUCCUCAAUGGAGGCUCAUUGUUGAACGUGAAUAUCCCGUCUUCUGUGGACUUAUCAACUCAUUCUAGCAGAGUUGAUGCUCCUCCUCCAAACAUGAUCUCCUCACAGGUAACCAGCGUGCCUCUGAUGCAAGGAAUGAAUGGAGGAAUGAUAAAAUCUGAGGCUGGUUAUUCGGCAUGUGGUCAGUACAUGUACGGUGGUGAAAAUCGGAAUACCCUUGAAGCACAUUCUUCCGUAGGAGAUGCUUCUGUUGCAUCUUUCAGUACUGAAUCCAACAACCAACCUCUCAACGACCCACUUCUCGAUUCAGACACUUCUACUUUCGGGUUUUUAGGGCAAAUUCCUCGGAACUUCAGCCUUUCUGAUCUGACAGCUGAUUUCUCCCAGAGUUCAGACAUUCUGGAGAGCUAUGAUAGAUCACCCUUUCUUGUGACUGAUAAUGGGAACUUUCUGGACUCCAGUGAAAGGGGAGAGUACCAAGGGGACAACAAGAGAUUGGAGACAAUAUCUGAAGGCUUCAGUUAUGAAAACCUCGGAAGCGAAUGAGUAGCAACGACAGGUUUUUUUUCCAUCUCUCUCGACGUAGGAGGAAGGGGGGCUUUUGUGUACAGAGAUUCUAAGAAUCUACAAACAUAGCUUUUGGAACCUUUCACGCUUGUUUUUUUUUUAAAGACUUAUUGGGUGGGUGUAUAAUAGGGUCACUAACGUUGUUCUUAUUUAGUAUGAGGACUUUAUUAGUUAUUAUUUUUCGUAUAAACUGUGUUUUUUUUUUUGUUUUUCUUUUUGACAAAAUGUUCAUUUCUCCUUUUAGGGUUUGCCUCACAAGAAGACACACUUUCAGUGGACACUUUGGGAUUAAAUUCAUGCUCUUUUGUUUGAUGCUGAUUUUGUGGAUUUUCCACCAAACCAAACCAUUCCACCUAAAUUUUGGGACGAGAAUUCCAUUCAUUUGUGUUAUUGACUUUAAUGGUUAGGUGUAAAUUUCGAGUG
Molecule: messenger RNA, 1595 nt
Organism: Tarenaya hassleriana
Lineage: Eukaryota; Viridiplantae; Streptophyta; Magnoliopsida; Brassicales; Cleomaceae
Exons: 9
Coding region: 171-1151 (326 amino acids)
Source: RefSeq, a predicted model, not a curated record